This is a messenger RNA of Salvelinus fontinalis (brook trout), 2750 nucleotides long. Its product is annotated as hyaluronan and proteoglycan link protein 4-like. Gene Ontology annotation, biological process: cell adhesion. The coding region runs from base 392 to 1597 and encodes 401 amino acids. Gene Ontology annotation, molecular function: hyaluronic acid binding. The record is from RefSeq and is a predicted model, not a curated record. Lineage: Eukaryota; Metazoa; Chordata; Actinopteri; Salmoniformes; Salmonidae. The transcript has 6 exons.
GAGAGUCUAACUAGCCCAGUCCUGCCCAGCGUCAGCAGUUCCCCUGCAUUGACAAAAUGAAACAGCCAUAGGGCAGGAGACGGCAAGCUAACUGCAGGAUAGAGAGAGAGGAUGAGUCAAGUACUGCACCAUAUCAUUAAAAGCCCAGCUGGAGCAGACGACAUACGGCAUAUAUAACUUCAGACAGACACAGUAUUCUUGAAGAGAUAAUAAUGAACAAUGACCCAACACACCUCCAGGCUGUGUAAGGGCUAUUUGACCAAGAAGGAGAGGGAUGGAGUGCUGCAUCAGAUGACCUGGCCUCCACAAUCACCUGACCUCAACCCAAUUGAGAUGGUUUGGGCUGAGUUGGACUGGCAGAGUGAAGGAAAAGCAGCCAAGUGCUCAAUAUAUGUGGGAUCUCAAGACAUUUGGGAAAGCAUUCCAGCUCUCCUCAAAGCCCCUGUUCCUGGGGACAGUGACCUGCUUGGUUCUAACCUUUGUCCUCUCUGUGACCUCCCUCCCUGCUGAUGCUGAGAAGGGAAGGAGGAAAGUUGUUCAUGUACUCGAGGAUGACACUGGGGCAGUGAUUGUUCAAACUGCCCCAGGUAAAGUGAUCACCCACCGGGGAGGCUCCAUCACCCUGCCCUGCCGCUACCACCACGAACCCGAGAGCUCUGACCCCAACCGCAUCCGCAUCAAGUGGACCAAGGUGACGGAUGCACUGGUGUUUGAGGACGUGUUUGUGGCGUUGGGCCUCCAGCAGAGGGUGUUCGGGUCAUACCGGGGUCGUGUGUCCCUAGAGCAGAACGGACCGGGGGACGCAUCUGUCAUCAUCCACAACGUCACUUUGGAGGACUACGGACGCUACGAGUGCGAGGUCACCAACGACAUGGAGGACGAUACGGGAUUUGUCAACCUGGAUCUUGAAGGUGUGGUGUUCCCCUACUACCCACGGGUGGGGCGCUACAAGCUCAACUACCACCAGGCUGAGGAUGUGUGUAAGGAGCAGGAUGCCAUCCUGGCCUCCCAUGCCCAGCUCCACAAGGCCUGGCUAGAGGGCCUGGACUGGUGCAACGCAGGCUGGCUGGAGGACGGCUCCGUCCAGUACCCCAUCUCCCACCCCCGGGACCAGUGUGGCCGCAAGGACACCGCCGCAGGGGUACGCAACUACGGCUACAGACACAAAGAGGAUGAGCGCUACGAUGCCUUCUGUUUCACCUCCAACCUCAAUGGUAAGGUGUAUUUCCUGAAGCGAUUUAAGAAGGUUAACUAUGCUGAGGCAGUGAAGGCGUGCCUGCGUGACAGCUCAGUGGUGGCCAAGGUGGGUCAGCUCUAUGCUGCCUGGAAGAUCCAGCUGCUGGAUCGCUGUGAGGCAGGCUGGCUGGAGGACGCAAGUAUCCGCUACCCCAUCGUCAACCCACGCACCCGCUGCGGAGGGCCCCAACCGGGGGUCCGCCACCUGGGCUUCCCCGACUUGAAGUUCCGCCUCUACGGGGUUUACUGCUUCCACAAGAACCAAGAGAAUGUUAAUGUUGAUGUAGUUAAGGUGACACAGCACCCAGGGAAGAGCAGUAAGGACAUCCCCAUGAACACCACUACCACCAGAAACAUCUAGAGAGAGACUGAGAGGAGGGUUUAUUAGGAUCACUCUUGCUACAACAUAGCUCCAUCCAUUGCUUUAACUAAACAAUGUUGCUGAACAUUACUGACAAGAUAUGCUAAAUUGCAGCAGGAUUCACCAGAAAGAGAAGGUAACAACGUGGUUCAGUUAGGGGCGGAAUCUUUAUCUCCGUGAUUUCUCUUGUUUGAAAUGAGGUGGCAGUCAUGUUGAGGUUGGUUUGUGCUUCCACCAUUGUCUCAGAGAGGCUUAGCUAGUAAAUGCAGCAGAUCAUCAUUUCUCAGGCACAUCAGGAUUAGAAAAAUGAACGCCAUUGUUUACUAUGUUUCUAUUAGAGACAUGGCGAGAGACCACAGGCAUGAUGGGGGCUCAGACUUCACAGUGUGUUCUGUUCUCCAUGUGGCUUCAUUUCUGGAGGAAAAGGUCCUUUGCUAAAAGCACUUGACUUUAAGCAGUGCCAGCCGCAGAGAAUCACAUUAAUUAGCGGGCUGUGGAGACAGAGACCGAUAAUAUACUAUGUCUGUCUGACUGUAAUGAAUGCAGCGCAUUAAGCGAGCCCCUGAUAAGCAGAUACUGAUGAUGAGCUUUAAAGCAGACUACUAUCAUGCCUAAUCUAUCUGCAAAUGUUGCCAGGUGCCAGCAUGAUGCCCAAGCUUUGCCUGGCAUGGCAGAGCACUGCUUAGAGGUGCCCUUUGAGUUCUACUGCGCCCCCAGUCGUCCGCCUCUAUCCGGUUGCCAUGUUUGGGUAGAGCCAUCUGAAACGUUUUUCCUCAGUAACUAACUAAGUACUGGCAACCGUACCAGAGCUCAAUAAACAUAGUGAAUGUUGUAAUUAGAUAUAUUUUAUGACGAAAUGGUUAGUCUAUAGCAAGCAUGUUUUACCUGGAGCUAAUUUUAGUAACUGAGGCUGAUCUAACUGAACUAUGUUAUAGCUGCUUUAAUAGCUGCUUGAUUAUCUCAUGUUUCUAUGCAGCCAUGGCCAUUGAUUGCACUAUUUGUUCAAUUGUGAAAACCACAAUUGAACUGUAUCAGUCAUUAUCUUGAUGUAUGAAUUGUAUCUAUAGUGAGGGAUAUAUGCUGAAGCUGUGAUACAAAAGUAAUACAUUAGAUAUUGACAAUGUUGUUCAUUAAAACUGAUUCUGUGAGAUUA